Messenger RNA from Candidula unifasciata, 849 nucleotides. The record is from the annotation of a GenBank genome assembly. NCBI's taxonomy places the organism in Eukaryota, Metazoa, Mollusca, Gastropoda, Stylommatophora, Geomitridae.
AUGGACAUCUUCACAUGUGACAUCACAUAUCAUGUAAGUGAACAAAUGGACAUCCCCACAUGUUACAUCACAUAUCAUGUAAGUGAACAAAUGGACAUCCUCACAUGUGACACUAUAUAUCAUGUAAGUGUACAAAUGGAUAUCCUCACAUGUGACAUCACAUAUCAUGUAAGUGAACAAAUGGACAUCCUCACAUGUUACAUCACAUAUCAUGUAAGUGUACAAAUGGACAUCCUCACAUGUGACAUCACAUAUCAUGUAAGUGAACAAAUGGACAUCCUCACAUGUGACACUAUAUAUCAUGUAAGUGUACAAAUGGAUAUCCUCACAUGUGACAUCACAUAUCAUGUAAGUGUACAAAUGGACAUCUUCACAUGUUACAUCACAUAUCAUGUAAGUGUACAAAUGGAUAUCCUCACAUGUGACAUCACAUAUCAUGUAAGUGUACAAAUGGACAUCCUCACAUGUGACACCACAUAUCAUGUAAGUGAACAAAUGGACAUCUUCACAUGUGACAUCACAAAUCAUGUGAGUGAACAAAUGGACAUCUUCACAUGUGACAUCACAUAUCAUGUAAGUGUACAAAUGGAUAUUCUCACAUGUGACAUCACAUAUCAUGUAAGUGUACAAAUGGACAUCCUCACAUGUGACAUCACAUAUCAUGUAAGUGAACAAAUGGACAUCUUCACAUGUGACAUCACAAAUCAUGUGAGUGAACAAAUGGACAUCCUCACAUGUGACAUCACAUAUCAUGUAAGUGAACAAAUGGACAUCCCCACAUGUUACAUCACAUAUCAUGUAAGUGAACAAAUGGACAUCUUCACAUGUGACAUCACAUUAUGUAAGUGA